Molecule: messenger RNA, 981 nt
Organism: Equus quagga
Lineage: Eukaryota; Metazoa; Chordata; Mammalia; Perissodactyla; Equidae
Product: olfactory receptor 13A1
Exons: 1
Coding region: 55-981 (308 amino acids)
Biological process (GO): G protein-coupled receptor signaling pathway
Cellular component (GO): membrane
Molecular function (GO): G protein-coupled receptor activity; olfactory receptor activity
Source: RefSeq, a predicted model, not a curated record
CUGUGGGUGGAGAUUCACCUGAUAGUCCCAGAAACCCCUCUCAGCCCGAGGACCAUGAGCAACCAGACUCUGGUAAAAGAAUUUAUCCUGCAGGGCUUUUCAGAGCACCCAGAAUACCAUGUGCUCUUUUUCAGCUGUUUCCUCUCCCUCUACUCUGUGGCCCUCACAGGCAAUAUCCUCAUCAUUUUGGCCAUCACCUUCGACCCCGGGCUGCAUACUCCCAUGUACUUUUUUCUCUUCAACUUGGCUAUUAUGGACAUCAUCUGCACCUCCUCCAUCAUGCCCAAAGCACUCGAGGGUCUGAUAUCAGAGGAGAGCUCCAUCUCCUUUGGGGGCUGCAUGGUCCAGCUUUAUUUCCUCACAUGGGCUGCAUCCUCUGAGCUGCUCCUCCUCACAGUCAUGGCCUAUGACCGGUAUGCAGCUAUCUGCUACCCCCUACAUUACAGCACCGUAAUGAGCAAGACCUCCUGCAACAUGCUGGCUGCAGGUGUGUGGGUACUCUGUGCCUUCAACACGGCCAUCCACACUGGGCUGAUGCUGCGCUUGCAUUUCUGUGGGCCCAAUGUCAUUACCCAUUUCUUCUGUGAGGUCCCUCCUCUGUUACUUCUCUCCUGUAGCUCCACCUAUGUGAACAGCAUCAUGAUUGUCCUGGCUGAUGCCUUUUAUGGCAUGAUGAGCUUCCUGAUGACCAUUGUGUCAUAUGGCUUUAUCAUCUCUAACAUCCUAAAGAUGCGGACUGCAGAGGGGAAGAAGAAAGCCUUCUCCACUUGCUCUUCCCACCUUAUUGUGGUGUGCAUGUAUUACACUGCUGUCUUUUAUGCCUACAUAAGCCCUGUCUCCAGCUAUAGUGCUGAGAAGAGCAAGCUGGCUGGGGUGCUGUACACCAUGGUGAGCCCUACUCUCAACCCCCUCAUCUAUACUUUGAGAAACAAGGACGUCAAAGCAGCCCUCAGGAAGCUUUUCCUCUUCUUCAGAAAUUAA